This is a messenger RNA of Diachasmimorpha longicaudata, 497 nucleotides long. RefSeq lists its product as uncharacterized. The record is from RefSeq and is a predicted model, not a curated record. NCBI's taxonomy places the organism in Eukaryota, Metazoa, Arthropoda, Insecta, Hymenoptera, Braconidae. The coding region runs from base 177 to 497 and encodes 106 amino acids. The transcript has 2 exons.
UUUUCCUCACUCAUUCCCACCCCAACUACGUGAUACUAUAAUAAAACGUUGAAGUUAAAGACCAAGAAGAAAUAAAUGAAAAGCCAGCGACAGCUGAACACUUAUAGUUUCAGUGGAGCGUUUAGCGCCACAUAUACCCGGUCUUGUAUCUUCAUGUCUCUUCGGUGUUUUCCCUCAUGGGAGUCAUUCGACGCUUCCGCCGGCUACCGAUACAUGACAACAACCAGACAUCACCAGAAAUGUCACACCGAUGGAUGGGGAUAUCCUGUCUGUCUGUUAGUCGCGUACUUGUCACCUGGGAGCAAGAGCUGAUAAUCGAUUGUGGCACCCGGGGGGAUGGACUUUUAACUCCUGGAGGUAGUAAAUCGUCGAAUUCUUGUUGUCAUCCGUUGUUGGCACAACACUGGGGAACACUUGAAGGGCACAACCGACGGAUCGGUAUUCCGGGGACUUUUGACAACAACGCGACACGAGAGACCGACCAGGAACGAUACUGA